AUGGCAGCAUAUCCUAUCGGCAAUAACCCGAUGAACCAGUGGAUCUAUGAUCCCUCGACAGGCAUCAUCGACCUCACGCGCAAUGGACCCGCCGAGACAGCUCUGACAUUACAAACAACGACCUACCCGAUCCGCAUCGACCCCGCCAAGACCGCCAUGGUUAUCAUCGAUAUGCAAAACUUCUUCUUGCACCCGGCGUUGAGGGCCCCAUCUGGACCGGGCCUGGAUGCGGUUGAGGUCCUUCUCAACAAGAUCCCCGCCGCUCGGGAGAAAGGCAUCCGUAUCCUCUGGGUGAAUUGGGGUCUCACGGACGAAGAAGUGGCGACAAUGCCGCCGGCCAUGAUGAAGGCAUUUACUGUGCUGCCAAAACCACCUGCCGCCGGUGAUGGCCAGCCCAAGAAGAAAAAGAACCCAGCGCUAUACAAGGGACUAGGCGUGGAUCUCAGUGCCGUUGAGCUGCCGGAUGGAACGACCAUCGAGGCAGGUCGUACCCUGAUGCGGGGUACAUGGAAUGCGGCGCUUUAUGGCGCUCUGGAUGCAGAGUAUCGCAAGGGAUUGGAGAAGGCCUCGCGCCCGGACGUGUGGAUCCACAAGAACCGCAUGUCUGCGUUGUGGGGUCUCCGGACUGACCUACAGGAUAAUCUUGAGGCGGACGGAAUCACCACCCUAUUGUUCGCUGGGGUGAAUACGGACCAGUGUGUGGGGGGCACGCUGAUGGAUGCUUUUAGUAAGGGUUAUGAUUGCAUCCUUUUAAAAGACGGUGCAGCUACUACUUCGCCACAGUUUGCAACGAAUUCUUGGGAGUGGAACAGUGAAAACACGUUUGGUUUUGUUGCGUCCUGCGAUGCACUUUAG
Penicillium lagena is the source of this 855-nucleotide messenger RNA. RefSeq names its product cysteine hydrolase family protein. NCBI's taxonomy places the organism in Eukaryota, Fungi, Ascomycota, Eurotiomycetes, Eurotiales, Aspergillaceae. The transcript has a single exon. Bases 1 to 855 code for a protein of 284 amino acids. The record is from RefSeq and is a predicted model, not a curated record.